AUGUUUUCCAGGACGGUAUUCCAGGCCACGCGCCAAGCAGCCCGCCGACCCUCGCCUUUCCUCACUCCCUUCUCCCUCGCCCCCAGCUCAGUCUCGCAACGCCGCCUCCUCUCCGACGUAGUCCGCCAAGCAAUCGACAAAGCCGUCAGCUCAGCCCCCGUAGUGCUCUUCAUGAAAGGCACACCGGAAACCCCGCAGUGCGGCUUCUCGCGGGCGAGUAUCCAGGUGCUGGGCUUGCAGGGAGUGAAUCCGGAGAAGUUUGCGGCGUAUAAUGUUUUGGAGGAUCAAGAGUUGCGGAAUGGGAUUAAAGAGUACUCGGACUGGCCGACGAUUCCGCAGUUGUAUGUGGACAAGGAGUUUGUGGGGGGGUGUGAUAUUAUUGUGUCGAUGCAUCAGAGCGGGGAGCUGGCGAAGAUGUUGGAGGAGAAGGGGGUGGUUGUUAAGGAGGAGGGGAGUAACGAGAGCAAGCCGGAAUAA
Dichotomopilus funicola is the source of this 477-nucleotide messenger RNA. RefSeq names its product thioredoxin-like protein. Gene Ontology annotation, cellular component: mitochondrial matrix. The record is from RefSeq and is a predicted model, not a curated record. Lineage: Eukaryota; Fungi; Ascomycota; Sordariomycetes; Sordariales; Chaetomiaceae. The coding region runs from base 1 to 477 and encodes 158 amino acids. The transcript has 3 exons.